AUGGGUGACAAUCCAAUAUUAAAGUGGAAGUGCUCCAGCACAUUAAAUGUGGCAGCUGUUUUGCACUUGCACAGUCUCACAGCCACAAAAGUCCAAUCCAACUUCAUGGAUUCCAUUAAUGUCAAUGACGACAAAGUCAUUGGCCAUCAAGGGAUGUGGGUUGUAACAGCAGGCACUGGGCGCAUGGCCCAAUUGUAUGCACAAACCAAGUGUCUUGAGUUUGAUGCAUUGAAAAAAAGAGCUGUUCCACUCCUGUGCAACACAUACCUCAAUCAUAUGCAAUGGGUUGCAUUUAUGGCAGUCAACAAUGCAAUAAUGGCAGAACAUCUCCAUCCCAAAGCAGUCCCUACAGUGGUACUUGAGUCCAUCACUGCCACAGUGGCAGUGCAUUCACUGGGCUUCAUGACUACGGCCCUCCAAGGAGAUGGUCUCAUCAAGGAAGGAUUGACAUUCUGGGAGCCAGACAAGGAGCGGAUUAUCCUAUGA
Messenger RNA from Suillus subaureus, 486 nucleotides. RefSeq lists its product as uncharacterized. The record is from RefSeq and is a predicted model, not a curated record. The transcript has 4 exons. NCBI's taxonomy places the organism in Eukaryota, Fungi, Basidiomycota, Agaricomycetes, Boletales, Suillaceae. The coding region runs from base 1 to 486 and encodes 161 amino acids.